Messenger RNA from Oryza brachyantha (malo sina), 1104 nucleotides. RefSeq names its product ethylene-responsive transcription factor ABR1-like. The record is from RefSeq and is a predicted model, not a curated record. The coding region runs from base 1 to 1104 and encodes 367 amino acids. The transcript has 2 exons. Lineage: Eukaryota; Viridiplantae; Streptophyta; Magnoliopsida; Poales; Poaceae. Gene Ontology annotation, molecular function: DNA binding; DNA-binding transcription factor activity. Gene Ontology annotation, biological process: regulation of DNA-templated transcription; ethylene-activated signaling pathway.
AUGGCGGACCAACGUCGGAGAUCCGGCGGCGGCGGGGAGGAGGACUGGCCGGCGAGGGUCGACGUCGACGGGGGCGAGCUUGAGGCCGCGGCGGCAGCGGGGGGGUCGGUGCUGUCCGGCGAGUACCAGGCUCAGGAGAUGUCCACCAUGGUGUCGGCGCUGAGCUGGGUCGUCGCCGGCCACGACGACCGUGGCAGGCAGCCAGCCCUUUCGUCGUCGUCCGGCGGCGGCGACGGCGGCGGCGGCGGCGGCGGUGGUGGACAGUGGGUUGGUCGUGUCGGCGUGCCGGCGACGACGGGCGGCGGUGGCUACGCGCAUGGUGCUCAGGGGAGCUAUUGUUACUACGGCGCCGCGCCGACACCGGAGUUCGCCGCUGGAGGGCAAGAGCGGAUCAGCUUCAGCUCAGACGCGCAGCAGGGCGCCAUGGACGAGCACUCUCCCACGUACACCGAGGCGGCGUCGUCGGCCGCCGAGCAGCAGGGCGGCGGCCGGCGGUACCGCGGCGUGCGGCAGAGGCCGUGGGGCAAGUGGGCGGCGGAGAUCCGCGACCCGCACAAGGCCGCCCGCGUCUGGCUCGGCACCUUCGAGACCGCCGAGGCCGCGGCGCGCGCCUACGACGAGGCCGCACUGCGCUUCCGCGGAAGCCGCGCCAAGCUCAACUUCCCCGAGGACGCGCGCCUCAGCGGCGGCCCGCCCGGCGGCGCCACCGCAGCGGCGGCGCCGCCGCCGCCUCAGGUGCCCGCCGCGUCUCCGGCGGUACUCUACCCGGCCAGCGCGGUCUCGGACUACUUGCAGUACCAGAUGCUCCUGCACGGAUCAGGAGGUGGCGGCGCCGCCGGCGGUUACCCUCUCUACUACGGCGCCCGCGCCGGACCCUAUUCCUCCUUCCCCACCUCCUCGGUCACCGUCGCAUCCGUGCCGUCGUCUUCUGCUGCUUCUUCGUCUAGUUCGGGUUACGGCGCCGCCGCGGCGGCGGAGCACGGUGAGGCGCCGGCGGUGCAGUGGACCUGGCAGGACGGUACUGGGUGGACCUAUCCGGCGACGACGAGUUCUUGGUCCGGUUCGAGCCAGUAUCCACCUCCACCUCGCCCUCCUCAGCAGUAG